This is a messenger RNA of Drosophila mauritiana, 1882 nucleotides long. RefSeq names its product neurogenic protein mastermind. The coding region runs from base 1 to 1785 and encodes 594 amino acids. Lineage: Eukaryota; Metazoa; Arthropoda; Insecta; Diptera; Drosophilidae. The record is from RefSeq and is a predicted model, not a curated record. The transcript has 5 exons.
AUGAACAAUUUGGAGCACUCCAAGCACUUCUAUCCCGAUAACUACAAAUUGGAUCUGUCUGAGACCAUGAAGGCGGCUCUGUCCAAAGGACCCGGAGGUGGUGCCGGUGGCGGGGGCGUGGCAGGCGGAGAUAUGCUGCCGCAGCCAAAUGCUGGAAUGCCAGGAGUGGGCUAUGUUACGGAAAAGCUGUACAUGCUGCUGCAGCUGUAUCUGCAGAACAAGGGCUGGAAUCCUAGUGCUGAGCUGCUGCAGUGCUUCAGCGAUCUCAAGGACAAUGCCAUGCUGCCCAGCGCCGCCUAUCUGCAGGUACUGGCCAACCGGUUGACCCUGGACUCCCAGGGACGGCUGAUACUGCGCGACAAUGGAAAGAUUGUCUUGCCCUUCGAGCAUUUUGCCAAUGCGGUCAUGCUAAAGCACAUGUCGGGUCCGCAUGGUCUGCACCUUAGUGUCGAUGCCACGGUGCGGGCAGUUAUUGAGUCGUACACCAUCGGUCGGGAUCAGUUCGGCAUGGAGAAGGAGUUCAUCAUCGAGGUGGUGCAGUCCUGCCCCAGUCCCGCAUGUCGUUACUACAAAAACCACAUGGGGAUCUCGCCCAUGCCGUUCAUGGAGCAGCAGUAUCCGGGCGUAAACACUCCCGAGUUCCUGCAGCGUUUGGCCCAUCUGCCGCCUGGCGGAGCAGCCGGAUCUGGACCAGGAGGCUCCGCAGCCGGAUCCACCUCCAGCGUGGCAAGCAGCUCGAGUUCGGCGAACGUGGAAAUCGAUCUGUCCAAGUCGACGGGCGCUAAGGUGCCCCAGGUGCCGGUGCCGCCGCAGUUGCAGCACCUGACCAAGCAGCAGCAGAGCAGCCUCCAGACGCAGCUCUCCCAGAUCACUGCUGCCGCCGCCCAUCACCAACAACAACAACAGCAGCAGCAACAACAGCAACAGCAGCAGCAGCAGCAACAACAGCAAGCAGCAGCCAAGCACCAGCAGCAAUUGACUGCGGCCCUCAUCCAACAGCAAAACCGUGUCCUCGCCCAGCAAAAUUUAGAGAAGCUUAGCAACCACCUCAGUCCGCUGGAAAAGCAGCGAGUCUUUGCCCAGCUGGAUCCCAAGCACUUUGAUCCCAUGGCCGUUGCGGCUGCAGCCGCCAAUCUUCAAAUCCAGGGCCUGAUGCAAUCGCAGGCAGUGGCUGCCGCCGUCGCCGCCAAUCAGCAGCCCUCGGCGGCUACGACUACAUCUGCUGCAGGAGGAGCUGCAAGCGGCUCGCAGGCCCAUCAUGGACACCAUCCCUUGCCACCCCCAUCGCAGUCGCCACACUCAUCCUCUUCGUCUUCCUCUCAUUCCUCGCUGGACCAGAUUACCCACAAGAACGUCGCCGAUUCCUUACGUUCCAAUCUGGACUCAAUAGAAUCGAAUAAGGAUCUGCUGGCGCUGCACAAUGGAGCCUGGGCCACCGGCGACGCCAAUCGAAUGGAUCACUUGGCCGUGGGCCAGGACAAGAUAGUGCGCAUCUUCGCGGAGCUGAUGCGAAACAUGUCGCGGAUGAAAACCUACAUACGUCCCUCGAUGUGCAAGCCCUACGGCAAGCAGAGUGAGAGUCUGCAGAAAACCCUCAUGGACACCAUUCAGAUCGUGCAGACGCUGCGCAACUGCCUGCCAGCUCCCCACAUACCCGUGUCGUCCUGGAAAAGCGAGAGCGAGGGCAACGUGGGAUCAGGUGUGAGCGCGGGAGUAGGAGUGGGUGUCCCUGCAGGACUUAACCUGGGCGCCGCCUUGGGUUUGCCAUCGGGCAACAUGCACUAGAUGCGCGCUGGAGCUCAUCGGGUAGCAUGCAAUAGCUCCGGAUUUACCCACUCACAUUCUUCCAGCAGUUAGAGAACACUUAGUAUUUACACGCAGA